AUGCAACCCUACUUUGGCUUGCGUGGCGCUCUUUUGAACCGUGCCAUCAUCUGGCUGGUUGUCUGUCCGGCCUUUGUGUGCUAUGGAUACAACCAGGGGGUGACCGGGGGGUUGCUAACGCUGCAGUCGUUUGCGGAGACCUUUCCCCAGAUGAACACCCUGACCACGACGGGGGCUCAGCAGCACUACAACUCCACCAUCCAGGGUACGGUGGUCGCUUUGUACACUGUCGGUGGCAUCUUCGGGUCAUUGUCAUGCAUCUACCUGGGAGAUUUGCUGGGCCGGCGGCGAGUGAUCUUCAUCGCCUCAGCCGUGUCGAUAAUUGGCGCCCUGCUGAUGGCCACCUCAUUUGGACUGGCUCAGUUCAUCGUGGCGCGUGUUGUCCUAGGACUAGGAACGGGCGGCUACGUUGCCACUGUGCCCGUGUGGCAGGCUGAGAUUUCACAGGCAGGCAAGCGCGGUGCGCACGUCGUGACAGACGGUAUAUUCAUUGGCGCCGGCAUCACCAUUUCGCUGUGGAUUGAUUUCGGAUUCUACUUCGUCACGGGUAAUUCCGUGUCGUGGCGGUUUCCGCUGGCUUUACAGAUUGUCCUAUCACUCAUGGUGAUGGCCUUUAUUGUAGUGUUCCCCGAGUCGCCUCGGUGGCUUAUCAAGCGGAAUCGGACAGAGGAAGCCCGUGAGAUCCUGGCCGCGCUGGCGGAUGUGGACCCGGCCGAUGAAAGCAUCACCCUGGCGAUGCGCGACAUUGAACGGUCGCUGGCGAUAUCAGGGUCGGGAUCUUGGAAAGAUAUGCUGAGCAUGGGCGAACAGCGACUGUUUCACAGGACAGUACUGGCUGCAGCAGGACAAAUGUUCCAGCAGAUGUGCGGAAUCAACCUGAUCACAUUUUACGCGACCACCAUCUUCCAACAGUAUCUGGGACUCGAUGCGGUGCCGUCGCGCAUUCUCGCGGCUGCGAUGGGUCUCACCCAGCCACUCGGCGGAUUCCUUGCCUUUUUCACCAUUGACCGGCUCGGUCGACGGGCGCUGAUGCUCGGGAGUGCAGUUGGCAUGUCGGCCUCGAUGGCUAUCUUGGCUGGGACGACGUCUCAGGCCAACAACUCCGCGGCGCUGGUUGUGGCGGUGGUGUUUCUCUUCGUGUUUGAGUUUAUCUUCACAGUCGGAUACUCGGGGCUGACAUUUUUGUACGCGACCGAAGUCGCACCGUUGCAGCUGCGGGCAGCCAUCAGUGCUGUCUCGACAGCAGCCGUAUGGACCUUUAACUUUCUUCUGGCCGAGGUGACGCCGGUGGGAUUCGAUACGAUCGGAUACCAGUACUAUAUCAUCUUCGCGGUGCUGAACGCGGCGAUUGUGCCGAUUGUGUACUUUUUCUUCCCGGAGACGAAUGGACGGUCGCUAGAGGAGAUUGACGAGAUUUUCCUGCAGUCGAAGAGCGUGUUUGAUCCGCCGCGACUGGCCAGGACAUUGCCGCGGAUGCAUCUGGCGGAGGUGGUGGAGGAUCCGGAGACCGAUGCGAAGGUUGAGAAAAGUGGUUAUGAUGAUUGAUUCUGAGGAUUAUCUAGCUCAGCAUUUCAAAUAAACGUGGCAGCUGCUCUGUCAUGUGGAGUAACUUGCUCGCUUUGUCCUUAG
Messenger RNA from Aspergillus ibericus CBS 121593, 1629 nucleotides. Its product is annotated as putative MFS sugar transporter. The coding region runs from base 1 to 1545 and encodes 514 amino acids. Gene Ontology annotation, biological process: carbohydrate transport; transmembrane transport. Gene Ontology annotation, molecular function: carbohydrate:proton symporter activity. The transcript has 2 exons. Gene Ontology annotation, cellular component: membrane. NCBI's taxonomy places the organism in Eukaryota, Fungi, Ascomycota, Eurotiomycetes, Eurotiales, Aspergillaceae. The record is from RefSeq and is a predicted model, not a curated record.